Messenger RNA from Xyrauchen texanus (razorback sucker), 963 nucleotides. It is a transcript of the gene ngdn, whose product is annotated as neuroguidin, EIF4E binding protein. Gene Ontology annotation, biological process: maturation of SSU-rRNA from tricistronic rRNA transcript (SSU-rRNA, 5.8S rRNA, LSU-rRNA). Gene Ontology annotation, cellular component: small-subunit processome; nucleolus. NCBI's taxonomy places the organism in Eukaryota, Metazoa, Chordata, Actinopteri, Cypriniformes, Catostomidae. The record is from RefSeq and is a predicted model, not a curated record.
AUGGCGGCUACUACUGCUCAUCUUAUUGCCAGUGAUCUACCCACUGCUGUGCGGUUACUGAACGGUCUCACAACAGGUAUUGCGUCAAUAACGAGCCAUGUACGGGACCUUAUAAAGAACGUCAGAGAGAAAGCUUUUCAAACAUCUAAGGGUUCGUCUUUUCUGGACUUGAGAAAUGGUAAUAUGCUACUGUUUUACUUGCAAGACAUUACACAUUUGAUGAGUUUAAAGACAGAGGGAGAAAGUCUAAAGGACAACAGCGCCACCCUCAGGCUGGUCACCAUUAGGACGGUUCUGGAGAAAAUGCAUCCCCUUGAUCAAAAGCUGAAAUAUCAGAUUGAUAAAUGAGUGCGGACAGCAGUCACAGGCAGCCUCACUGAAAACUACACUCUGCACUUUUGUCUUAAUCCUCAGAAUCUGGCCAGCAAGCUCAGUGAAUCAGAUGAGGAUGAUGAUAGAGAAAAGACAAAUGCAUCUGGGUUAAAAGAGCCCUCAGCCAGGAGGAUAUAUGUACCUCCUCGAAUUGCUCCGAUGCAUUAUGAUGGAGACAUAACAGAAACAGACAGGAAAUAGGAGCUUGUUGAUAAACAGAGGAGAGUGGCACUUCUUAGCUCUGUAAUCUAGGAACUCCAGCAGCAAUAUGCUCCUGAGGAGAUCAGAGACUGCAGAGACUUCCAGACAGAACGGGAGAGCAAAGAGGAGCAGCACAAUGGUCAUUUCUUAAUACUAUUGACUAUUGAGUCCAUGAUGGUCCGUCUGAACAUGACACGUGAGCAGAGGAUCAGGAAGAGAGGCUUGGUGGGAAUGACAUCACAGCUGGGUAACAUCACACGAUUCAGUGACAUCACUAUUCUGACAUGUGGAGAAGCACAGGACAUUGAUAAUCCAAAACCCAAGAAAAAGAAAUUGAUGAAUAAAAUGAAAUAAAAAAAGUUAUUUUUUUUAUUAUUUCAGUUUUCAUAA